AUGAGCGAUGUUUCGCUCCAAGGUGCGGAAAACGUCUCUCCUGUGCGUGAGCAGUUUCAGCAGCCUACGUCUAGUGCAGCAGAUCCGCGAGAGCCCGCGGUCGGCAGCCGAGACUCAGCCGGCUACCCCCGAGAGCACAACGUUACCCCAGGUGUUCGGUCUAGUUCGGGUACGCAGCAUGAGCGUCAGCGGACUGCGGCUUUAGCGGCCUGUGUUCGAGCGCUCGGCUGUUUCGGUGGUGCGCGAAACUCUCAAUGGACGCAGGCCCAGGCGAAGCGGGAAACGACGACAGGCGCUACGGACCAAUCAGCGGAACCGUCGGUCCCGUGCGAGUCGAAAGUCGGGUCAGCAGUUGCGACUGAAAAUACUGAGGACGUGCUGGGUGCUGUUGACGGCGACCACGGCGCCCCGGCCGACGUGGACGCGGAGCGUUCUUCAGAGGUUUCUUCGGCGAGCGAGGAGCUUCCAUUUCGCUCCCUGUAUCGGCGGGCGCAGGUGAAAUGGGCCCGCCGGCGACUCGAGAAGCAGGUUCAGAAGCUGCUUGCAUUUACCUCCACACAGCUUAGUAACCUGCAGCAUGUUCGUUCCGGACAAAAGUUGGAUGCCGAGUUUGCGAUCCUCGCACGAAUAUAUACCAAUGCACAUAUCGACGAGGAUUUCGCAAGGUUUAGUCGUCAGGAGUUUCGAACCUUCGCGGAGCACUUGCCGCUGUUUCUGAAUUACUUGUUGCAUUCGCGGCCGCUCGAUGCGCCGGCGACGAGCGCAGCGCAACGCAACGCCUGGCGAGAAGUUGCCUCUUCGACGAGAGAGCGCAUCCGCCGCCAUCAGAAUACUCGCAAGCUAAUCGAGACGCAUUUGUUGCGGCGCUGUAGCGAGUCUGUGCGUUUCGCCCUAUUUGUUUAUUGGUAUUUGGAUGGUUGUCUGCAGCUUGGACCUGAAUCGGACCGGAAGGAUACCCUCCGAAUUAUUAUUGAGAUUGAGAACAUCAUGUCGAGGAGCAUCACAUGCGCGACGCCCUCUUCACAGGUCGCUGGGGCACGCCCCCCGGUCAAGUCGUUCAUGGCGUCGGAUACGCCGGACGCGGCGACAGCGGACUCGGCCCCGGCGACAUGGAGCCCCGGUGCUGCGCUUGCGGCUCCCGCCGGUGAAGUGCUCAGCCCAGCAGACGCUGCCGACGUUGGGUCUGUUGAGAGGAUCGUGCACCAGCGCGCGAUCGUCCAUGAGAUCGGUAACGAGUCUCGAGGCGAGGGCGUCUUCAGAGAUCGCAUGCUGCAGGAUGAGACAUGUUUGGCAGGCAUCCUACCUGCAGAGCAUACGAUCGCAGUGGAUCUCGACGCGGAUGCAGCUGACUGUGCAGUGCGCUCUGCGGACUGCAGUUUUCCAGAGGCGCCUGGCGUUCAGUCAACGACAGAACAAGAGCCGCGCAUGCUCGCCCAGUCAAGCUUGAUGUCGAAUACGCGCGUUUUUCCACGAGAAUCCAUAGAAACUGGCCCUGAACGGGAGAUAAGUUUCGCAUAUGUUUCCCGUGGUAAUCUUUUUCAUGCACAGCUAGAUUUUAUGCGCGCGCUCAUAUCCAUCUCCGAAUUGGCGCUAGGCCUGAAUCGAUCGCAAAGAUCACGAUUCGUCGUGAGGGAACUAGGCCGCCUGAACGCGCUUGUGGAAGCAGAGCGGCGAUAUGUUUUUCUGCCAACGGAGCGCAUUCCACACCGGGUGCUUCGCAUCCUCGCAGACGAGUCACAUGUGUUCUCGACAAAGGAACAUGCGCCGUACCUGGCCAUUGUCGAAGUGCAGGAUCUGGAGUCAACCAAGCUCGCAGAGCGCGAGCCCCGCAAGACAUUGGCACGCACCAUUGGCGAUUGGCUGCAUCGGGCAGGAGAGUAUCGCCCGCGAGCGCCCCGCUCCGAACAACGACAUACAAUGACCUGGUUCGCUUCACCACGCGGCACCGAAGCCGUCAAAUCCCCUGAAAGCGGUCUCGCAGCAGCAACAUCACCAGCGACGACUCCCGAUCCACCGACAAGCCCAGCGUCGCGAAGCGCACCCGCUGUCGAUACGCCUUCACCUGCAGGAGAGGAGCUUUCACAGAGCCGUGGCGGGAAAAACGCCUCCGUGUCCGAGAAACGCAGUGCACGCACGCGAUUGCACGCACAGGAGCGUCACGCACGGAAUCGCGCCCUGCAUGGCGUCGCGAAUGCGGCGGCGCAUUCACUGACGUUUCCUGGCCCUAAUCAGGCGGAGGCACCGUUCCCAUUCUCAACGCGAACAGGCACGGAUGCCGCUGAGCUACCACCGAUGACCCAUCGGUCGCAACAGCAACAGCAACAGCAACAGCAACAGCAACAGCGUCUACGAGCGGACGGCGUCGGUUCCAGUCAUCCAAAUCUUGAGACUGCAGCUGCUUCGGCGACGGGUGACGGGAUGACUGCAUCGAUGCCUGCAUGUAGCGAAGCACAGGAUGCGCGGGAUCUUGGAGCGGAACUGGAAUCUGGUGAAAUCAAAAACGCUUUGGCGGAAUCGCGUGAAGCAUGCUCGACACCGACCAGUGUUGGCAGCGAUCGUUGGCGACGUCUCUUUGGGGAGCGCUGGGCUGAAAGGGUUCAGCGUUUGCAGCAGACGUCACCAUUUGGCCGCAUGCCCGGUUGGCGACUGACCUCUGUAAUCGUGAAAAGCAAGGACCAACUGCGACAGGAAAUGUUUGCAACCAUGUUGAUUGCUGAGUUUGCGCGCAUCUUUGAGUCAGCUCGUCUUGACGUUUGGCUAUGUCCGUACCGCAUUGUUGCAACUGGGGCCGAUUGCGGAUUCGUGCAAGUAAUCCCCGAUGCGCCCUCCAUUGAUCAGAUCAAGAAAGCUUUCCACGGUAACAUGACGCUUUCUGGCUAUUUUGAGGAACGGUUCGGAGCGCGCGGCAGCGCUACACAUCGCUUGGCGGUUCGCAACUUUGUGAAAAGCAUGGCCGCAUACUCCGUUAUCACAUAUCUCCUGAACAUCAAAGAUCGACACAACGGAAACCUGCUCAUUGAUGCUGAAGGCCAUAUCAUCCACAUUGACUUUGGAUUCUUCUUCACCAAUUCACCUGGUGGCAAUAUCGAGUUCGAGAAGGCUCCCUUCAAACUCACCUGGGAACUUGCCGAUGUGAUGGGCGGCCCCGACUCGAACGCGUUCCGCCUAUUCCGACGACUCUGCGGGCAUGCUUACGCCGAGGCCUGUGCGCAUCGAAACAAGAUCAUGCUCAUGGUAGAGUUCAUGAUGAUGGGAAAUGAGUCGCUGCCGUGCUUCCGCGGCGGGGCCGACCUCACCCUCGAGCAACUGCGAGAGCGGUUCAUGCCGCGCCAGACCCGUGUCAAACGCAUUGCGCACAUGAACGCGCUUAUCGAUCGAAGCAGUAACCAUUGGACGACGAGAUUUUACGAUCGCUAUCAGCGGUGCUGUACUGGAAUUUAUUAG
Messenger RNA from Cyanidioschyzon merolae strain 10D, 3444 nucleotides. RefSeq names its product phosphatidylinositol 4-kinase. The record is from RefSeq and is a predicted model, not a curated record. Gene Ontology annotation, biological process: phosphatidylinositol phosphate biosynthetic process; phosphatidylinositol-mediated signaling. Gene Ontology annotation, molecular function: 1-phosphatidylinositol 4-kinase activity. Bases 1 to 3444 code for a protein of 1147 amino acids. The transcript has a single exon. Lineage: Eukaryota; Rhodophyta; Bangiophyceae; Cyanidiales; Cyanidiaceae. Gene Ontology annotation, cellular component: membrane; cytoplasm.